Molecule: messenger RNA, 4765 nt
Organism: Leptopilina heterotoma
Lineage: Eukaryota; Metazoa; Arthropoda; Insecta; Hymenoptera; Figitidae
Gene: vir
Product: protein virilizer
Exons: 6
Coding region: 194-4765 (1523 amino acids)
Cellular component (GO): RNA N6-methyladenosine methyltransferase complex
Molecular function (GO): RNA binding
Source: RefSeq, a predicted model, not a curated record
GAGAAAGUUUCGUCUGCUAAAAGCAUUAAGAAAAUGAUGCCUCUUCAAUAUUUUUGAUUUGAAACAUUUAUAUAAAAAUCAGAAAAAGAAGCAGUAAAACCUCUGGUUCUGUAAUUUAAUAAUGAACGAAAAAUUGUGAUAAAUCGUUAACAUUUAAGUAUAUAGUGAAAAACUAUAUAAACAACUAGUGAAAAUGGAUAAUAUUGAACUAUUAUUUUUUGACACCUUCUCCCAUGACAUUUCAGAAGAAUUAAAUUUAGAUCUAGUUCAAUUUCCAAAACCUGUUUAUAUAAGUGAGGUUAGAAUUAUUCCACUGGGUGCCCGGGUUCAGGCUGAUUUUCCCGGAGGCGUUCGUCUAGGGGCAACGAAUCCUUCACAAUUUGAAAUAGAAUUUUUCGUCAAUGAUCUGAGUAAACCGGGAGCAUCGACCUUUGAAUCAUUGGGUGGCUUGGAGUAUAAGCAAAAUAUUCACAUACAAUUGGAAUGCGAACGAAAACAAAUUCCCACAGAUGGAUUAGUUCUUCGUGGUUGGUAUACGACAAUAACUUUAGCUGUUUACGGAAGUUUGACAAAGUCAAUUAGCAAUCCGCAGGAAGUACCAAGUGCUCCUCCAGCAGCCGCUGUCACCGUGGGAAUUCCCGAGGAGAAUUCAGUCAAGGAGACGGUAGUUCAACCCAAGGAACCCGAACCCGAAUGGUUUUAUGAGAAUCAAGCUCAGAAUAAUGCCACAGAAUCGGCUGCAGUUGCAACACCGCCACCGCCACCACCAGUCGUGGUGAGUCCACCGGAACCAAAAAAAGUUCCCGCCGAACCACCAAAGACAGAAGCACCUCCGCCAUGGAAAGAAGAAGAACCAUCGCACAAAUUGAUAAAACGCCCAAUUUCACCGCCUUCCGAGUCAUUGAUUUCCCUGAGUCCGGAAUCAAUUUCCGCCGAAGAGGAAGAUGGCGAUCAGGAGACAAAAGACUCGGGAGCUGUAGAACCUUACGAACCAAUUCUCUCCGACGAAGACAUGGUCGAUGACAUCCCCUCGGCAAUUGACUACGAAGCCGAAAGUCAAGCUCUCGAUAUUCACCUCCUCCAUCCGCCGAAUCUUCUAGACAUUGAAAAAAUUCCCCUCAACUACGAUCAAAGAACCCUAGACCCACGAGCCGUGGAUAAAUUACGCGAAACAAUAGUUUCACUCGCAAAAUCAGUGGCAAAUUUCAUCUCAGCAUCGGGUCAAGAGAAAGAGACAUUUGUCCACAAUUGCGAAACACUCUGUCUAACAUUAAAUUCAUUCACUCUGACUGCCGAUGAUUUUCACAAUCUCUCCGAUAUUUGUUCAGCGGGAUUGGAUAUUGAAAUGGCGAGAUCACAACCACAACCCGCUUAUAAAGUUCGUCACAUAAAAGUCGGUGUUCGAUUGACCGAAUCGUUGUGCCGUUUAACUGAGGGACCGGAUAUUUUAUUGAAAAUCAACGUUCCUCACAAACUCCUAACUUUGUGUAUGCGUGAAAAUGUUGCACUCUCAGUGAAAUUGUCCGCGAUUCGUGCUCUCGACGCAUCGCUAAUAAGUCCGAAAAUCGUCGACCAAUUCCUCAAGAUUAACAGCGAAUUAUAUAAAUUAUCAUUGAUAAUGUUGGACGAGGCAAAAUUGGUACGAUUGAAAUACGCUCUCAGUUCGUUAUUGAGAAAAAUUCAUGUUUACGAAUUAUUGUCCGAAUUGAAACAGAAUGAAAUGAAAGCAUCGAUAAAAAGAGAAGACGAUGAAGAUGAAAAGGAACUAUUAGAAAGAAACAAAAUGAAUGAGAUAAUAAUAACAGAACUAAAGAAUGGAUACGCUUAUGCACCCACGAUAAUGGCACAACCAAAACGUCAACUUCCUGCGAGUGCCCAAAUGGAAUUCGAAAGAGAACAGAAUAGAAAUCCUAGAAAGCAUUUAAUUACAUAUUAUGCGCAUCAUCAAUUAUUGGAAAGACUUUUGGUAUUUCUCUCGUCACCUGAUUCGAGUAGGGAAUUAAUAAGAGCGACGAGAGAAUUUUUGCUUUGUAUGUCGGAGAGUGAAGAGGGUUUGGUUUACAUGUUGAAGGAGCCAAGAGUCUCGCAAUCUUUGCUGAAAGUUUUUAGAUACGAUCAAAGAGGAAUUGGCGAGGAACUUGCUUGGCGUUUUCAAGUGAUUCAAUGCCUGAUGAAUAUGACCUGUCGAAGAGAUGAUUGGAAUUCAUUGAGAAAACUUCAUUCACUUCUCACAUUUCCACAGGGAUUACAAGCAAUUAUUUACGUUGUUCCAAUGGGGAAUUUUAUUGAUAUUUUAAUUCCCUUUCUUGGCGAUGAGCAUCUUUAUGAAUUUGCGGGAGAAAUUAUUUCAGCUGUUAUUCGAUAUUCUGAUCGAGUGGAGAUUAUUCAUCAUCGGGCUAAGGAAUUAAUUGAGAAGACAAGACAUCCUGUUUUGAGGGAUGUUAUGUCUUAUUUGUCCAUUGCUGCACAAGCUUCGAGUUGGAACUAUGGAGACGUAUCUUCGUUGAUAUCGAUAAUAAGGAAAAAUUCCGACAAGGCAACCUCCCUGCCUGGCGAUUUGAUCACAGCCUUGAGAAUUUUGCACUACCUCGUAUUUCCAUCGUCGGACGAUGUUGAUCCCAUGGAACCUUACAUUGAAUUGAAGCAUCGUAACGCAUUGACACAACUUUUCGCUGCCGACGGUCUCAGUGCAUUGGUUUCCGUGAUGUCGAACGUCGCCGAUUUCUACGAACAACCAUUUCUACAUCGAGCAACACUCACUGGAAAAAGAUGUCUAGGAUUGAUAUCACUAUUAUCACCGACAGUAAAACUCACCCGUGCAUUACUCGAACGUCUCGUCAAGUGUAUGGGAACCGAUUUUAAGGAUCUAACAGUAGUCGUUCCUCUCCUCGGUGUUUAUUCACUCAUCGAAGCAAUUCCAGCGACACAAAAAAUUUGUGAUCUCUCCUCUGAGAUUGUUGCGACACUUUUAAUUUUCACACGUGCCGUUGAUUCCGAUGGUUCCGGCAAUGUUGCCAAAUCCCUUUGGACACAAAUGUUGGGCGAAGUGCUGAAAAUGCUAUCACUGAGUCCUUCGAAUUUCAUUCCUGGAUUAAAAUUAUUGACAAGAUUAUUGCCUUCGAUUUUGACGAUGAAAGAAACUUCGUCCGAGGAUAAAACGAGAAUUCUAGGUUUGAGAAAAUUGUGGUCAGCUCAUUUGCAGGCGCAAGCAAAUAAUCUCAUAGACACACUGAGACUAUUGUGCUCGAGUUGGAAUCAAGAGCUGCUGUGUCUUGUUUCGAUGGUCUGUAAACAAUUGAGUGAUUUAGCAGCACCGACAGCAUUGCUCGUUGGCCGAUGUCUACUCGAUGGUAUUCUAAUGGCUAAUCCAUUGGAAAAUAAUCUACCGAUUCUCGGCUUACUCGCAAAUUUAUCACAACACGCGCCAAUGAAGGCGACACUCCUCACUCUCAUGAAUCCAGCAUCACGGGCUCAAGUCAAAUCCGAUCAGAAAUACCCCCCAGUCAUUGAAAUGAUGUGCUCCACUCUAAAGAACGCCAGCGACAAUCGAAUACAAUUCGAAAUAUUGAAAAUUUUCGAUACACUCUGCGAUUCGAAUAUCAGUUUCGUCGAAGAAGACGCUAAAGAAUCAUUCGAAAAUCUCCUCACUCACUCAGUGCCGAGCAAAGAACCCUUACUUCUAAUUCUUGCCCCACUGAUUGAAAUUUUAGCCAGCGCCUCGAAAUACCAUUCAAACAUCGUCAAGAGCACUCUAAAUAUUCUCAUUUCCCUAAUUAGUCACAACUACGGUCUCUAUCAUGUGAAAAGUUGUCUGGAAAAUAAUCCCGAAGCGUUGAAAACCCUACUGGAAUAUAUCGCGACACAAAUCGAAGAAAAAAUUACAGACGAAGACAAAGAAUCAGAGACAAAAGAAGAAGAACAACAAGAGGAUGAAAUUACAUCCCUCGCCGAAUUGACUGUUAAUUUUCUAGAAAAUUUAAUUUCUCCCAAAUCACAAAAACGAACAUUAUGCUUACGUGUACAGCAAUUAGCUCAAUUAGUCUCAUGGGAUAAAAAUGGACAUCCUUUGGAGAAAAUUAAUGCAGCUAGGGAAUUAAUUGAUGGACUAAAAUCAUUGGAUGAGAAGGAUGAUAAGGAAUCAUUGCCAGAAAUGUUGGAACCAUUACUACCAGCACCGGAGGCAUUAUUAAAUCAAUUUUCCCAAAGAUCAAUAAAUGUUCAUGAUUUUAAUGAUGAUGAGAAAUCGAGGAAAAUUUCUAAUGAAACAAUUUCGGGACAAAGUGAAAUUACCAUUGAUCUAAUUGCCCUGGCUGCUGAAUUAUUACCAGCUGAUUUUAAUUUACUCACUGAAACACAAAGAUUGUGUGCGAAAGCACCGCUUGAUAAUGCGACACAUCUCAAGAGUCAAACUGAUGAAUCGAGGGAAAAUCAAAAGCAAAAUAAUACACCUAUUCCAAAAAUAAAACAACCUUUCGUGUCGCAUAUGAGGGGACGAACGCAAUUCGCGAAUUCGAUGAGGGGCAAUCCGGUUGGAAGUGGUGCUGGCCGAGGAGUGGAUCCAUUCAGAUCGAGACCGCCGAAUACCUCGAGACCGCCUUCAUUGCAUGUUGACGAUUUUGUUGCACUGGAAACGUGUGGAGCACAACCAACAGGUCCCACUGGUUACAAUAAACUCAGUAUUCGCGGCACCGGCUCUCAACGUGGUGUCAUGUCCGGAUCACGUGGUCGGCCCUGGGUUCCUGAGCCACGACCUUAUCUUCGAUAA